UCUUAGACUGACGCCAGAAACCAAACAAAGCCGAAAAAUGGGUCUUGGUUUGGAGCGACCUUCUGUUUCCUCGGCCACCAAAUGGCUUGGUUUCGUCACUGCUAUCUGGGUCCAGACCAUUUCUGGCAACAACUACACUUUCUCCAACUACUCCGACGCUCUCAAAACCCUCAUGAACUUAACCCAGCUCGAGCUCAACAACCUCUCCGUCGCUAAAGACGUCGGUAAAGCUUUCGGCCUCCUCGCCGGCCUCGCUUCCGACCGCUUCCCCACUUGGGUUCUCCUCUUAAUCGGCUCCGUCGAGGGCUUGGUCGGCUACGGCGCCCAAUGGCUCGUCGUCAGCCAAAGAAUUCAACCGCUUUCGUACUGGCAGAUGUGCAUAUUUCUAUGCAUGGGAGGCAACAGCACCACUUGGAUGAACACGGCGGUGUUGGUCACCUGUAUCCGGAACUUCCGCAGUAACCGAGGCCCGGUCUCCGGCAUUCUCAAAGGCUACGUGGGGCUCAGCACCGCCAUAUUCACCGUCCUCUGCGCCGCCAUGUUCAACAACAACUCCGCCAACUUCAUUCUCAUGCUCGCCGUCACUCCCUUCGCCGUCUGCCUCACCGCCAUGGUCUUCCUCCGCGAAAUCCCGCCGUCGUCUUCCGCCGCCGAGGACAAGCAGGAGUCGAGGUACUUCUGGUUCUUCAACGGCCUCGCCGUCUUCGUCGCCCUCUACCUCCUCGCCUACGACUUCAUCCCCGACCCCUCCACCCUCCUCUCCUACGUCUUCUCCGCCUUCCUCGUCCUCCUCCUCGCCUCGCCGCUCCUGGUUCCAGUCUACACAUACAUCAAAUCCUGGGCCGCAAUCCGGGUCGGGUCGUCUGAUCCGGAAAAACCGGCUCCAAUUCUGGAGGAGCCGCUGCUGGAGGCGGAAAAGGCGGCUGUAGAUGACGUGGCGGAGGAGGAGGGGAGGAUGAGGCCGGUGAUCGGAGAGGAGCACACGAUUUUCGAGGCGAUGAGGACGUUGGAUUUCUGGGUGCUGUUUGUGUCGUUUUUGUGUGGGGUCGGGACUGGACUGGCGGUUAUGAACAAUUUGGGCCAGAUUGGGCUGGCGCUUGGAUACGUCGACGUUUCGAUCUUUGUCUCGCUCACUAGUAUCUGGGGAUUUUUCGGCAGAAUUGGUUCCGGUAUGGUUUCCGAGUACUUCAUCAGGAAAGCGGCAAUACCUAGGCCACUAUGGAAUGCAGCUUCUCAGAUUCUAAUGGCUGUUGGAUACAUACUCCUAGCAAUUGGCAUGCCUGGUUCCCUCUACAUUGGUUCAAUUGUGGUCGGAAUCUGCUAUGGGGUUCGUCUUGCCAUCACCGUCCCAACUGCGUCCGAACUGUUUGGUCUCAAAUACUAUGGACUUAUCUACAAUAUUUUGAUCCUCAAUCUCCCACUCGGGUCCUUACUCUUCUCAGGCCUCCUUGCUGGGUUUUUAUAUGAUAUGGAGGCUACCCCAACGGAAGGAGGUGGCAACACCUGCAUAGGUGCUCAUUGUUACAGGCUAGUGUUUGUUGUCAUGGCCAUUGCCUGUGUUGUUGGUCUUGGUUUGGACCUUUUGUUAUCCAUCAGAACUAAGCAGCUUUACACAAAGAUUCAAGCCGGCAAGAAAACAAAGAGAGUUUCAAGCGUCUCGUAGUAACGAGUACGAAUGGGAUUUCAGGGCCAGGAGUAAACUUACGAGGAUUGAUGGGUUAAUUUUCCUUAUGAUGUCCUCCAUCUAGAGUUAACUGCUCGGUACAUCAUUUUCUGCUCAUAUAUGAGAUCAGGUCAGGGAGAAUUAGUAGUCGACCUCAUUACCAAGUGGUUAAGUUGUUUGAUAGGCAUCCUAAAUUCUUCCCACCACCACAUUUGUUUUGAAUUAGUGUGUGUAAUAUUGUAUCCACAAAUCAUUCAUGUAAUAUAAUAAUUCUUCGGCU
Molecule: messenger RNA, 1943 nt
Organism: Argentina anserina (silverweed cinquefoil)
Lineage: Eukaryota; Viridiplantae; Streptophyta; Magnoliopsida; Rosales; Rosaceae
Product: protein NUCLEAR FUSION DEFECTIVE 4-like
Exons: 3
Coding region: 38-1663 (541 amino acids)
Cellular component (GO): membrane
Source: RefSeq, a predicted model, not a curated record